Messenger RNA from Diaporthe amygdali, 1635 nucleotides. RefSeq names its product cytochrome p450 52a5. The record is from RefSeq and is a predicted model, not a curated record. The transcript is spliced from 3 exons. Lineage: Eukaryota; Fungi; Ascomycota; Sordariomycetes; Diaporthales; Diaporthaceae. Bases 1 to 1635 code for a protein of 544 amino acids. Gene Ontology annotation, molecular function: iron ion binding; heme binding; oxidoreductase activity, acting on paired donors, with incorporation or reduction of molecular oxygen, reduced flavin or flavoprotein as one donor, and incorporation of one atom of oxygen.
AUGGGCUUGUUGGAGGUUUUAUGGGAGCAAACGUCUCUCAAGACAGUGAUCCCUAUUUUCUUUGGCGUCUAUGUCGUCUACGCAUGUGUUCAACGGCUAUAUGAGGAACACCGUGUAAAUCAACUCGGUCCAAGGGCUUUGAAGAUCUCCCACAAGCUGCCUUGGGCCCUUGACUUCAUCUACGCCGCCAUCCAAGCAACCAUACACCACAAAAAUCUUGAGAACUGGCAAGAGUUCUUCACAAAAGCCGGCGCCGGCAGCAGUGGUAACAGUGCUUACACAGUCGAGGUGCAUGCCCUCGUUAGACGAGUCGUCUUCACGGCGGAUCCUGAGAACAUCAAGGCUAUUCUGGCGACGCAGUUUGGGGAAUUCGGAAAGGGGGAACAGUUCCACGAGGAAUGGGAAGAAUUCUUGGGCGACAGUAUAUUUGCGACUGAUGGCCAGACAUGGCACACCAGCAGGCAACUGCUAAGGCCCCAGUUUAUCAAAGACAGGAUCAGUGACCUGCACUGUUUCGAGUCACAUCUCGAGACGCUUUUCAGGGCAAUGGCAAACGGAGGUGCACUUAAUGGGGAGGACCAGCAAGUCAACAUGGGUGCUGUUCACGGGCGCAAAAUGGACAUCAGUGACCUCUUCUUCAGGUACACUCUGGAUGUGGCGACAGACUUCCUCUUGGGCAAGGAUGUCAAGUCUCUCAGUAACCCGCGGGAAGAGUUCGCAGACGCCUUCAAUGAGGUUCAGCACGUCCAGAACAUCAUCACGCGCGCCGGCCCAGUCAUCGGCACUUUUAUUCCGAAGAAAAGGUUCCGGAAGUGCCUGGCGACGAUGAACGCCUUCGUCAACGAAUACGUCCAGAAGGCGCUACUCCUCUCGCCCGAGGAGCUGGCCUCGAGGAGCACGAAAUCCGACAUGUCGUACACGUUCCUCCACGAGCUCGCCUCGUACACGCGGGACCCCAAGGUCCUCCGCGACCAGCUCGUGGCGGUGCUCCUCGCCGGCCGCGACACGACGGCGGCCAGCCUGUCGUGGACCAUCUACGAGCUGGGCCGGCACCCGGAGGUCGUGGCCAAGCUGCGCGCCGAGGUCCUGUCCACGGUCGGCCCGCAGAGGACGCCCACCUACGCCGACCUCAAGGGCAUGAAGUACCUCCAGAACGUCAUGAACGAGAUCCUGCGCCUCUACCCGGUCGUGCCCUUCAACGUGCGCACCGCGCUCAGGGACACCCUGCUGCCCCGCGGCGGCGGGCCAGACGGCACGCAGCCGCUCGCCGUGCGAAAGGACACGCCCGUCGGGUACUCGACCCUGCUGAUGCAGCGCCGCGAGGACCUGUACCCGCCCGUGUCCAAGGACUUCAAGCCCGUGGAGGAGUUCUCUCCUGAGAGAUGGUAUACCUGGCAGCCCAAGCCGUGGCAGUACAUUCCCUUCAAUGGCGGCCCGCGGAUCUGUAUCGGGCAGCAGUUCGCGCUGACGGAGAUGGGCUAUGUGUUGACGAGGCUAUUCCAGCGGUUCGAGAGGGUCGAGAGCUACAUGGACCAGGUGGACGGAGGGCACCCAACGCUCAAGGCUGAGAUAGUGUUGCAGCCUGGCGACGGGGUCAAGGUCGCAUUCUUCUUUCCUGAGUCUUCGAAGGGCUGA